AGCUUUUGGCUCCAAAGACCCAGCCGGGCAUGCCGUUUAGCCAGGGAACAGCCAUGCAUGCCAUAGUGCAGGUACAGCCAAUGGGGCCAGAGGUGGAUCUCAACGUUCCAGCACCUCCCUCGCUGGAUGGCCACAUGAAGCUGUUGGAAUUUCCAGAGGUUGAGGAAAUUCCGGAAGAGACGCCUGCAGCACACAUUCAGCAGAAGCAGGAGUUCAGACAGAAGCAACACGAGGUGAAAUUGUAUAACUUCUUCAAGCCUCACGUCGUAACGGCGAGCAAUGUGAACGCGCCGCUGGACGGCCCGAAGCGCUUCACUUUUGGGUCGGUCUUGUCAAUCUUCAGUUCUUCACCCACUGAGAAGCUUUGGCCUCUACACUUAGCAGCGAAAGCAGAGGACCUUGAAAUGGUGCGAAGGCUUCUGAAGAUGGGUGCCGACCCAAUGCAGAAAAGCUCUCACGGGCGAACUGCUUUGCAGAUGGUGAUUGCGAAAGACAUGGCUCGCAUCAAGGAGACAGGCCGACGACCCGACAAUUCGCAGCAAAUCAAAAUGCUGCUGAGUGCGAGGUUGAGGAUCACCCGGGCCUCAUCGUACAGGCAACCCUUGUGAUUACCGGCUGAUCACAGUAGUUUUGUCCAAGCCGCAGUCAGGCGGCAUGGCAUUUUGACGCCGUCAAUUUUGAUCCCACGGCGCCCUCCCAGGAGAAGUGCUUAAAAUUAAUCCUGACUGGGCAGACAUUUGGGAGAUUUUUAAUUUUUUUGGCCAUCUGCCCGUCCACGCUUUCAAGCCAGGCGAAAGGUCCAGGUAGAGCAGAAAUCUGAAGCCUUGGGACCUUGCAGAUGCUUCUUUGUAACUGGCAGGUUUGAAUUGGGUUUGUCCAGGCCCCAGGUAGUACCGAAGAUGGUCUACCUAGCGGCAUGUGCUGACGCUUGAAUCGGGUUUGUCCCACAUUGGGAGGAUCGGAGAACCCAUAUGAAGCUUCCGGUGAGGUCAGAACGGGGUUGGGUACAGGCAUGGGUUGUGAUUAAAGAAAACAAGACACAGCUGGACUCAGCUGGAUAUGACAGAAAACAGAUGGCCGACAAGCUGGAUGGAGAGAAGUUCGGUAGCGGCAGGUUUGAUAUCGAACAGUUGGACG
This is a messenger RNA of Cladocopium goreaui, 1137 nucleotides long. The record is from the annotation of a GenBank genome assembly. Lineage: Eukaryota; Dinophyceae; Suessiales; Symbiodiniaceae.